AAUUUCCAUUAAUAGCCAGCUGAGCAGCCCGGCUAAAAAUAACCCCGGGCCCUCUUCAAAAGGCGGCGGCGGCCGCCCCCCGCAGCCCCGCACGCCAUGGCCGAGCGCCGCGUCCCCUUCACCUUCCUGCGCAGCCCCAGCUGGGACCCCUUCCGCGACUGGUACCAUGGCAGCCGCCUGUUCGACCAGUCCUUCGGGAUGCCGCACAUCCCCGAGGACUGGUACAAGUGGCCCAGCGGCAGCGCCUGGCCCGGCUAUUUCCGCCUGCUGCCCCGGGAGAGCGCGCUGAUGCCCGCGCCGCUCGGGCAGGCGCUGAGCCGGCAGCUGAGCAGCGGCGUCUCCGAGAUCCGCCACACCGCCGACAGCUGGAAGGUCACCCUGGACGUCAACCACUUCGCCCCCGAGGAGCUGGUGGUGAAGACCAAGGAUAACAUCGUGGAGAUAACCGGCAAACACGAGGAGAAGCAGGAUGAACACGGCUUCAUCUCCAGGUGCUUCACCCGAAAAUACACCCUUCCCCCUGGUGUGGAGGCCACGGCCGUGCGCUCCUCGCUGUCUCCCGAUGGAAUGCUGACGGUGGAGGCCCCCCUGCCCAAACCCGCCAUCCAGUCUGCCGAAAUCACCAUCCCCGUCACCGUGGAGAGCCAGGCCAAGGAGCCGGCCAAGAAGUAGGCGGCACCGAGGAGGAGGAGGAGGAGACGGAGGAGGAGGAAGAGGAGAAGCCGCCGCUGCCCCCCGCCCCCAGCUGCCCCCUCACACCCACCCCCUUUUUACUGUUGAUUUUGUACUCGCCCUGCCACUGAGUGCCUUGAAUAAAUGUGAAGAAUCAGCCGGAAUAAAAGCUGGUGAAAGAAA
Passer montanus (Eurasian tree sparrow) is the source of this 855-nucleotide messenger RNA. It is a transcript of the gene HSPB1, whose product is annotated as heat shock protein family B (small) member 1. Bases 97 to 672 code for a protein of 191 amino acids. The transcript has 3 exons. Gene Ontology annotation, molecular function: protein folding chaperone. Gene Ontology annotation, biological process: response to heat; protein refolding. The record is from RefSeq and is a predicted model, not a curated record. Lineage: Eukaryota; Metazoa; Chordata; Aves; Passeriformes; Passeridae.